Nomascus leucogenys (northern white-cheeked gibbon) is the source of this 4971-nucleotide messenger RNA. RefSeq names its product potassium voltage-gated channel subfamily D member 3 (gene KCND3). The coding region runs from base 481 to 2448 and encodes 655 amino acids. NCBI's taxonomy places the organism in Eukaryota, Metazoa, Chordata, Mammalia, Primates, Hylobatidae. Gene Ontology annotation, cellular component: voltage-gated potassium channel complex; neuronal cell body; membrane. Gene Ontology annotation, biological process: protein homooligomerization; potassium ion export across plasma membrane. Gene Ontology annotation, molecular function: protein binding; A-type (transient outward) potassium channel activity. The record is from RefSeq and is a predicted model, not a curated record. The transcript is spliced from 8 exons.
GGAGAGAAAUGGCUGAAAGUGGAAACCCGGAGCGGUUUGGGGCGCUUCGCAAAGUUCUCCAGCCUGGCGAGCCGGCGGUGUGUCUACCAGAGGCUGGGGGCCAGUCCAUCUGGUCCUGCCCGACGCCGCUUCCACCCCGCGAGCUCUGGGAAAGGUCUCUACGUGACGCCAAGGGCCGUCGCGGCCCCGGGGAGAGGGAUCGAAAGACUCACUCUGCGAGGUGUUUACACUGGAGGUGGGGGACGGGAAGGGACUAGGCAAAGUUACCUGGACUCAACUAAAUUCCUGGGCUUGCUUAGUGUUGACAUUUGAAUAGGAUCCAAGAUGUUCUGCUUUUAUCCCGGGCAGCCCUGGUAUGUCAGCAACAGGCUGAGGUUCCAGACCUGAAAUCGCACUGCAAGAAAAAGGGGUUUGCUGAACUAACUCCAAGCUGGUGUGCCUAGCGUCCACGCGGCUGCCGGCCCAAGAGCUGGAGUCACCAUGGCGGCCGGAGUUGCGGCCUGGCUGCCUUUUGCCCGGGCUGCGGCCAUCGGGUGGAUGCCGGUGGCCAACUGCCCCAUGCCCCUGGCCCCGGCCGACAAGAACAAGCGGCAGGAUGAGCUGAUCGUCCUCAACGUUAGUGGGCGGAGGUUCCAGACCUGGAGGACCACGCUGGAGCGUUACCCGGACACCCUGCUGGGCAGCACGGAGAAGGAGUUCUUCUUCAACGAGGACACCAAGGAGUACUUCUUCGACCGGGACCCCGAGGUGUUCCGCUGCGUGCUCAACUUCUACCGCACGGGGAAGCUGCACUACCCGCGCUACGAGUGCAUCUCUGCCUACGACGAUGAGCUGGCUUUCUACGGCAUCCUCCCGGAGAUCAUCGGGGACUGCUGCUAUGAGGAGUACAAGGACCGCAAGAGGGAGAACGCCGAGCGGCUCAUGGACGACAACGACUCGGAGAACAACCAGGAGUCCAUGCCGUCGCUCAGCUUCCGCCAGACCAUGUGGCGGGCCUUCGAGAACCCCCACACCAGCACGCUGGCCCUGGUCUUCUACUACGUGACUGGCUUCUUCAUCGCCGUCUCGGUCAUCACCAACGUGGUGGAGACGGUGCCAUGCGGCACGGUCCCGGGCAGCAAGGAGCUGCCGUGCGGGGAGCGCUACUCGGUGGCCUUCUUCUGCCUGGACACGGCGUGCGUCAUGAUCUUCACCGUGGAGUACCUCCUGCGGCUCUUCGCGGCGCCCAGCCGCUACCGCUUCAUCCGCAGCGUCAUGAGCAUCAUCGAUGUGGUGGCCAUCAUGCCCUACUACAUCGGCCUGGUCAUGACCAACAACGAGGACGUGUCCGGCGCCUUCGUCACGCUCCGGGUCUUCCGCGUCUUCAGGAUCUUCAAGUUUUCCCGCCACUCCCAGGGCCUGCGGAUCCUGGGCUACACACUGAAGAGCUGUGCCUCCGAACUGGGCUUUCUCCUCUUCUCCCUCACCAUGGCCAUCAUCAUCUUUGCCACUGUGAUGUUUUAUGCCGAGAAGGGCUCCUCAGCCAGCAAGUUCACAAGCAUCCCUGCCUCGUUUUGGUACACCAUUGUCACCAUGACCACACUGGGGUACGGAGACAUGGUGCCUAAGACGAUUGCAGGGAAGAUCUUCGGCUCCAUCUGCUCCUUGAGUGGCGUCCUGGUCAUUGCCCUGCCAGUCCCUGUGAUUGUUUCCAACUUUAGCCGGAUUUACCACCAGAAUCAGAGAGCUGAUAAACGCAGGGCACAAAAGAAGGCCCGCCUUGCCAGGAUCCGUGUGGCCAAAACAGGCAGUUCGAAUGCAUACCUGCACAGCAAGCGCAAUGGACUCCUCAACGAGGCGCUGGAGCUGACGGGCACCCCAGAAGAGGAGCACAUGGGCAAGACCACCUCACUCAUCGAGAGCCAGCAUCAUCAUCUGCUGCACUGCCUGGAAAAAACCACUGGGUUGUCCUAUCUUGUGGAUGAUCCCCUGUUAUCUGUACGAACCUCCACCAUCAAGAACCACGAGUUUAUUGAUGAGCAGAUGUUUGAGCAGAACUGCAUGGAGAGUUCAAUGCAGAACUACCCAUCCACAAGAAGUCCCUCACUGUCCAGCCACCCAGGCCUCACUACCACCUGCUGCUCCCGUCGUAGUAAGAAGACCACACACCUGCCCAAUUCUAACCUGCCAGCUACUCGCCUGCGCAGCAUGCAAGAGCUCAGCACGAUCCACAUCCAGGGCAGUGAGCAGCCCUCCCUCACAACCAGUCGCUCCAGCCUUAAUUUGAAAGCAGACGACGGACUGAGACCAAACUGCAAAACAUCCCAGAUCACCACAGCCAUCAUCAGCAUCCCCACUCCCCCAGCGCUAACCCCAGAGGGGGAAAGUCGGCCACCCCCUGCCAGCCCAGGCCCCAACACGAACAUUCCUUCCAUAGCCAGCAAUGUUGUCAAGGUCUCCGCCUUGUAAAACCACUGGACAGAGGGCCAGAGGGGGUAGUGGGGAAUGAAGGGGACUGGCAUGUUGGUGGGUGGCCACUGGGACCACUCCCUCCCCCCUUUCCCCACUAUUUCUGCCUGCCCCAUUGUACCCCUAGCACUGAGACUUGUGCCUGGAAGGAAAAACAGGUAGCAAAGGGGCACCUGAGGUUCACGCUGCUAGCGUGGACAUAGCCCUGUGAUACUGCAUCUCACUGGGGCCAGAGGAAGGGAGGGAGGGUGGGGGGGUCAGGGAUGGGCCGGGAGAUAUAGGCUGUGUGCCAGGACAUGGCCUGGAUGGAGAAGCCUCAGACUCAGACCAAAUAACAAUCGUUUCUGGAGACCCCAGUGAGGAAAAUACAAGACCAAGAGCAGCAAAGAGGCCAAGUUGUCACAAGCAAAACAGAAAGAAAAUAUAACACUGUGUAUUUAAGCACCUUUUUCAAGGCUCUUAAUGGAUAAUAUUUAUUCAUGGGAAAAGGUGGAAAACAAAAACACCAACGGAUUUUUGUGAAAUGUUUUUCUCCAUGGACCCAACACCUUUGAACCAAAACAAUGCAUUUUGUGAGGGAUUUUUUUUUCUCCUUUUAUAGCAAAAGCUUUUAGGCUAAGAAGUCAGUUAUUGCUGAGUUCUCUCUCCAUUCCCCCAGGUGGGUGAGGUCAACUGAGCCUGGGCCCCCACUGCCCAGCUGACCUGCGCAGAGCUGCCAAGUGACCACACGGCAAUCCUUACCCUUUGUCUGUCCCUGUCUCCCUUGUCUCUGUACCUCUCUGCUUACCCCUGGCUGUUUCUAUGUCCAGCCGUCUGUCUCUACUUGGAUCCCAAUGAUCCUGAAACACAUCAGUAAAGCCUUCUUCAUCACUGCCACGCACAGCAGACUUGUGCCUGGGAGUUCUAUCUGUGUGAAUGCAACUACAGAGGAGGAAAGAGUGAAGCAAAAAUUGGGAGAGUUUAGGGGUAAGGGAAGUCUACCUCACAGAACAGAGGUGCUUCCCUUGGGGUUGGAACCACUGAUGUUUGCAGUUUCAGUUUCUGGGAAAGAAAGGGAAUGAACAGAUUUAUCACACUGGAAUCUUGAAAAGGCAAAUCGCCAACACCUGAGACGCGGUCAACUCUGGUAUGUGCCAGUGAGGGGAGAACGGAAGGACCCAGGGCUCGCAGCCUCAGCCGGUCAUUAUGGCACCUUGCUAUAGACCCUUCCUCCAAGACCCACCAUAAAGCCCAUCCAGAGCCCUUCCAAAAGGCCCCGGGAGUAGUUUCCUCCAGAGAGGGCAGUGGUACGGGGACCAAGAUUCCUCUGACUUAUAUCACACCAGAGGCAACUCCCACACAGAGGCUGUGGAAGGGUAAGCCUGUGUGCCUCAAGAAAAAUGCUUCAAAGCAAAAGCAAGUAAGAGAUUCUAGAUGAUUCUUACCUGCUAUGAAAGAUGACUUGAUGUCUGAAGAGGCUUCGGCCUGAUCUCCCUGAAGAUGCUGAAAUGGGGGAGAAGCCUGAUCACCUCUGUGCAAGCAAAGGAGUGAAGAUUAUUUCUUGAACACCUGGACAACAUAUCUGUUCAACUAGCUUGCACCCUGGUGGAGCUGGGGGCUGCAUUUCUGGAAUCCUCCUAACCAUUGUUCACUGCUUAUAGCACAGUAGGUGGGCCUCAGGGUUAGUGACAAGUCCUUUCCUGCCCUUCCCAACACCCAGCCACCUUGCUGCAGUCUCUGUAGCCUGGGCUCUGAAAUACGUGAGCUCCUCGGGAGCUGCCUAUCCAUCCUACAGCUUAGUGGUUAGCUGUUUAAUUGUAGGCCAAGAAUUUCUCUCCCCACCACAGCCAUCUAAAUGAGUUUCACUAGCCAGGAACCUAAAAACACCCUUCGUGGGCUUCCCUAUGAUCCCAGCUCGAUUGACCCUGUAGGCUCAAAAGGUUUCGAGGUGGCACCUAACCAGAAUGUGGGCAGAAGGCAGAGGAGAGGGAGCCUUCUUUCUAUCUUUAUUUCCUUAUGCUUAUCCUCACUGACCACGGGCUGAGUUCUUUCUCUGGGUCUGGCCUCAAGGAUUUCCCCUAAUGUGGGAAUGGAGUGGUUCUUGCCCUCUGAGCUUACAGACUAAAGGCAGAAAAGCUUUACAACUACAGAGUACAUGUGUAUACACACAACCAACCUAAUCACAUCAGAGAAUACAUACUUAAAUCAAUUCACUUCAUAUACACAUCUCAUUAGAAGACCAAGCUAAACUUCACUUAGAGGGCAGGCAAAGGACUAGAAAAGAAUUUUUCUCUUAAAGAAAAUGAGUACUAGAGCAAAAUUACAAGUGUCUAAGUAUCUUAGUUAUACUUCAUAAGAUCUGAGUGGGGUAAGAGAUAAAGCGGUAAAUAGGGCCGGGUGCGGUGGCUCACACCUGUAAUCCCAGCACUUUGGAAGGCCGAGGCGAACAGAUCACCUGAAGUCAGGAGUUGAAGACCAACCUGGCCAACACGGUGAAACCCCAUCUCUACUAAAAAUACAAAAAUUAGCCAGGCAUGGUGGUGG